Messenger RNA from Moneuplotes crassus, 467 nucleotides. NCBI's taxonomy places the organism in Eukaryota, Ciliophora, Spirotrichea, Euplotida, Euplotidae. The record is from the annotation of a GenBank genome assembly.
UUAAGGAGUGUAUUAAAAAAUCAAUAUGCCAAAAGAAAUCAUCAUUUACUGCAGAAAAUUCAUGAGAAACAUUUUGUUCAACAGAGCACAAAUGGCUAUUGAGAUUGCUCAUCCAAACAGCAGAAACCCAUCCAAGAAGGCUAUCAGAGAGAAGCUUUCCAAGGUCUACAAGAAAGACGAGACUGCAGUUGUUGUCUACGGCCUCAAGACUCAAUUCGGAGGUGGAAAAACAACUGGAUUCGCCUGCGUCUAUGACGAUCUUGACUCCAGAAAGAAAUACGAUCAGCACUUCAGACUCAUCAGAGAUGGACUUGCCGACAAGGUUAUCAAGGGAAGAAAGGCAACCAAGGAACUCAAGACCAGAGUUAAGAAGGUCAAGGGUAUUGAGAAGGCUAAGGUCAGAGACUCUGCCAACAAGGGAAAGUAAAUCCUUCUUAUAAAAAUAACAACAUAAGCAUACCUGUGUC